AUGACUUAUCGCAAGAGGGUUAGAUCUGCUGCUAAAACAGAUGGUACACAUGGUCCAGAUACCGCACAUACCUCAUCUUUGAGUGAAGAGGCAUCACAACCCACCAAAAAACAUGCUACUGAACCACAAUUAUCUCAAGUUUCUUCUAUUACUACUACUGUCAAAUUUGGACCAUUUUCUCCACAAGGUACACUUACAUCAGUGGUUGCACCUCCAUGUUCGAGUACUUCAAAAAGUGCAUUGCAAACCGAAGACAUACUUGGAGCUAUAUGGAAAAGGCCACCUACUUCCUUACCAUCAAGUUCACUUAUGGAAGCAACUAAAGAUAAAUUCCUACCUAAGCUUUCAUCCACAAUCUCACCUGAAGUUCCGACUAGUAUUCCACCUUCUAAUACAUCAAAAUCACAAAAACACCCUUCUACUUCCUCUGGUCAUGUCCCACCUCAUAUCUCGCCUGUUAGUCAUAUCUCACCUAAUAUGCCACCCAAUAUGCCACCUAUUAUCCCACCUUCUACUCAUAUUAAACCAUCCUCAAGAGCUUCUCAGAACAAUCAACAACAAAACAAUAAUGAAAAACCAAAAGAGAACUCAACAAAAUCGAAGUCCCUAAGGGUGAAGUCAUAUCCGGAUUGGCCUGUAGAUAUAGAUUUUGAUGACAAGGAGGAGGUUUUGACCAUUGAUGCGAAGCGUAAUGCGUAAUGUUAAACUGGUGAGUGGUUCUAUUCAAACAAUCGACGUCUGGAGUAACAACGGCGUCAAAUACUAUGUUGAAUUCAAUGAUCUUUACCAACCGCUUAGGAAAGGUGGCCAAAUGUUGGUCAGAUUCAUCGGUAGUAUUGCAAAGGUAGAGGAAUACUGUCCACUUAGAGAAGGGGAGUGGCCUG
This is a messenger RNA of Spinacia oleracea (spinach), 884 nucleotides long. RefSeq lists its product as uncharacterized. NCBI's taxonomy places the organism in Eukaryota, Viridiplantae, Streptophyta, Magnoliopsida, Caryophyllales, Amaranthaceae. The coding region runs from base 1 to 699 and encodes 232 amino acids. The record is from RefSeq and is a predicted model, not a curated record. The transcript has 2 exons.